AUAUAUAUAGAUAUAGGGUAUGUAACAAUAUACGGACGUCUCUCUCAUUCUAGUGAUGACUGCCAAUGAUACAAGAGCUAAAACUAGGAGCUGUAUUUGCACUAAGGAAUAAGCUUCUGUUACUUUCUGAAAUGGUUCUUUGGCAAGUCUACGUUUUUCCUUUUCUGGUUUUGUUUGAUUGGCUGACGUUGACAGAAUGCGCCAAAGCCGUGGUGGACCUCACGCACGGGCAGGACGUGUCUACAGUCUACUGGCCCGGCAACGUGGAUUUCAACUUCACUAUCACCACGCGAGAACAGACACAAUAUUACUGGUAUGAAUCUAAUUGGUUUGGUACGGCGGAACACGGCGGUACUCAUUUAGAUUCCCCGUGUCAUUUCCAAAAGGGAAAAUGGAGGACGCACCAAAUUCCACCGUCUCGUUUGAUUGGUCCAGGAAUAGUCAUCAACGUGACGUCACAAGCUGCCAACAACGCGGAUUACAAACUUAGCAUUUCUGACCUAGAAUCGUGGGAGGAAAUGCACGGGCGGAUUCCAGAGGGUGCGAUCGUCUUGAUGCAUUCCGACUGGGGAGUCCGCUACCCGAACCGCUCCUUGGUCUUCAACACCAACGAACCCGAGAAACCAUCGACGUUUCACUUUCCGGGAUUUCACGAAGACGCCGCCAGUUGGUUGGUCACUCGGAGACGUGUGAGUAUCGUCGGGGUGGACACGCCGUCUGUCGACCACGGCCAGUCGAUUGAGUUCCUCGUGCACCAGGUGUUGGGACAACACAACGUCCCAGACCUGGAGAAUGUAGCCAAUCUUCGACAGCUCCCCGCCAAAGGUUUCACGGUCUUCGUCGGCGUCAUCAAACUGGUGGGAGGAAGCGGCGGACCUGCGCGUAUCUUGGCCGUUGUGGACGACGACUCGGAACCCAGUCGAGGAUACGUCUGUCUCGGCGUUCCCGCACUUCUGAUUGCAGAGUUGCUUUUCCACAUUGUUCACCACAACCUGUUUUGAUUCUUGAAGCUCCUACAUUAUGCAGUGGUCGCUAUGAAUAAACUGUAAACUUUAGACUACGUAAAUAAUCAGUACCAAGUGUAACCAGCCAAUGUUUCGCAAAUGCUAGGCUCAGACUGUCAACUGUUAAGACGAAGUUGGUAAACUCGAAGGUUGUACGUUGCAAUUUCCACAACCCCUUUGACUUGCGCUCAAUGUCCUAAUUCAGCAAACUCUUCCAACUUUGCGAUCUCGCAGUGCAAUGCUAAAUGACUUGCAAAGAGGAUGCUUUGAUGUCUAGCAGAGCCUAAGAGGGCUUUGUGAAUUAUGCCCCUGUUUAACAACUAAUACGACGAGAAUUGAGUUGUACGAACGCUCAGACUAGCAACUGCAUGAGAGCAGAAAGUUGAUCAUACCUAAUUUUGUUCUGCAGAUUUUAUAUUUUUAAUUUAACGUUUUGACAAAAUAAAAGACUAUUAUCAUUA
Molecule: messenger RNA, 1465 nt
Organism: Gigantopelta aegis
Lineage: Eukaryota; Metazoa; Mollusca; Gastropoda; Neomphalida; Peltospiridae
Product: isatin hydrolase-like
Exons: 3
Coding region: 66-1001 (311 amino acids)
Molecular function (GO): arylformamidase activity
Source: RefSeq, a predicted model, not a curated record